Messenger RNA from Trichomycterus rosablanca, 1774 nucleotides. RefSeq names its product zinc finger DHHC-type palmitoyltransferase 20b (gene zdhhc20b). Gene Ontology annotation, molecular function: palmitoyltransferase activity. NCBI's taxonomy places the organism in Eukaryota, Metazoa, Chordata, Actinopteri, Siluriformes, Trichomycteridae. Bases 13 to 1101 code for a protein of 362 amino acids. The transcript is spliced from 12 exons. The record is from RefSeq and is a predicted model, not a curated record.
GCCAAGUUAAAGAUGGCGCCUUCCCAUGUACUGAGAUGCUGCCAGCGGGGUCUGGCAUGGAUACCGGUUAUAUUUAUUGCUUUAGUGGUAUGCUGGUCAUAUUAUGCCUAUGUGGUAGAGCUGUGUAUAUUUACGGUUCCGAGCCUUGGAGAAAAAAUUAUCUACAUGGUGGUUUUUCACCUGUCGUUCAUCCUGUUUGUCUGGUCGUAUUGGAAAACCAUCUUUACGAGACCAGCAAACCCAUCCAAAGAGUUCAGCCUGCCCAAAGCUGAAAAGGAGCAGUAUGAGAAAGAAGAGAGGCCAGAGAAUCAGCAGGAGAUCCUAAAAAGAGUCGCCAGCAGUCUGCCACUCUACACCCGCACCGGAGCCGGAGCCAUACGGUACUGUGAUCGAUGCCAACUUAUCAAGCCUGACAGGUGCCAUCACUGCUCUGCAUGUGACACGUGUGUAUUAAAGAUGGAUCACCACUGCCCAUGGGUGAACAAUUGCGUGGGCUUCUCCAAUUACAAGUUCUUCAUCUUGUUCCUGGCCUACUCGCUGUUUUAUUGUUUGUUCAUCGCUGCAACUGUGCUUCAGUACUUCAUCAAGUUUUGGACAAGUGAGGAGCAAGACUCUCACGCCAAGUUCCACGUCCUGUUUCUCUUUUUUGUGGCGGCCAUGUUUUGCAUCAGCAUCCUCUCCCUCUUCACCUACCACCUGUGGCUCGUAGGAAAGAACAGAUCCACCAUCGAGGCGUUCCGGGCCCCCGUGUUCAGAAACGGCCCUGAUAAGAACGGAUUCUCUCUGGGUUUCGGGAAGAACAUCGCUCAGGUGUUCGGAGACCAAAAGAAGUACUGGCUGCUGCCUGUUUUGACCAGUCAGGGAGACGGCCUCACGUUUCCAACCCGACUGGUGGCCCCCGAUCCCGAGCAUCCGACCGUCGUCGUGCAACCCGACACCAUGAACCAAAGUGCUGAAGGUCAGCAGUCGAGUCCUCUGAGCGAGUCGCAGAGACAUCUGCUGACCAACGACGGACACGUGAAUAAGGAUCAGCCGGUCAUUGCUGCUGUGAGGUUUGAUGAGUCUGACAGCAUCGCCGUUGCCAUGGAGAGCGAGUCGUAGCCAGGUCGGUCGUUCUCGCCGAGCGUUCCGGGGCUCUCCCGCGGCGCGCGAGGCGUGUCCGCGGCGCGCGGAGACUCCGGAGACCCUGGAUCCGAAACUGUGGAGGGGAAACACAGCCAUCAAGUACGAUGCCUUAACAGCGACUUAUCCGCAUUACCUCCGUACGACCUCCUUAUUUCCUUAUGUCAUUUUAAACUCAACGUCACACUAUAAUACUUUCAAUCAAAACCUUCUUUUAUAUAUCAGUGUGUGUAGGUAUAUAUGUAUUUUUUUAUUUUAUUUUAUUUGUUUGCGCACAGCGAACGGACUUUCUUACGAACAUCCAUCCACACACCCGCAUUUCCUCUGCCUGCUUGAGUACGUGCGCAGAUCUCUCGAUUGUGUUUACCCGAAAAUGCACUACCAUUGCUAAGCGCCUUUUCCCCAGCGCUGGAACUCGCCGGCACUUUCCGACUAGGAGGAGUUCGCCACGCCCUGAGAUUACGAGUGAUCCGAUGUUUACAUAGCGGGGGAACCGUCUAAAGAGCUAAAUACAUGUACAUUCGCUCCAGUCUCUCUUUUCUUGUAGAAACGUAUAAAAAAAACCAACACUUUCCUAAAAGCCUUAUUUGAACCGGAUUUUUUUAUUCAUUCAUUUUUUUAUCUGUAAUAAAAUUUGAUGCUUGAUGGAAUA